This is a messenger RNA of Drosophila hydei, 1703 nucleotides long. Its product is annotated as activator of 90 kDa heat shock protein ATPase homolog 1. Gene Ontology annotation, cellular component: cytosol. The record is from RefSeq and is a predicted model, not a curated record. Bases 336 to 1421 code for a protein of 361 amino acids. NCBI's taxonomy places the organism in Eukaryota, Metazoa, Arthropoda, Insecta, Diptera, Drosophilidae. The transcript has 5 exons. Gene Ontology annotation, molecular function: protein-folding chaperone binding; ATPase activator activity. Gene Ontology annotation, biological process: protein folding; positive regulation of ATP-dependent activity.
GUAUUUUAUGUCACUUUGUGUUUGUUACACUUCACAUUUUGCAUUAGCAAUUCGAUAUUGUUUCUUAGCAAUGUAACAGAGGGAGCACAUUAAAUUAACAGAGUUGCUCCUCUGACACGCAUUGAAACCUCAUAAGUAAAAGCUUUGCGGUGUAACUGUUACGCGCUACCUAACUGUCUCGUGACGGCGGCACACCAAAAUAACGCUCCUCACUAACCGAGACUGACUGCAAAGGCACUGAAGCGACUUCGGAUUUCUAGAAAUUUCCAAAUAUUUUCUUAGCGUAGUCAACAGAGCAACGCCAGAAAAUACGCAAUAGAAACAGCAACAGCGCCAUGGCCAAGUGGGGAGAAGGAGAUCCACGCUGGAUUGUUGAGGAACGACCCGAUGCGACCAAUGUGAACAAUUGGCAUUGGACGGAAAAGAAUGCGACGCCCUGGUCCAAGGAGCGGCUGACACAGUUGUUCAUUGACUUUAAAAUAGUUCAAAGUGACAUCGAGUGCGUAGUGAAAAGUGUGGAUGAGUGCACCGGCGAGGCGACGGUCAAUAAUCGCAAGGGUAAACUGAUAUUCUUCUACGAUUGGGAAUUGGUGCUGAAGUGGUCUGGCCGGCUGCUAAACAACAGCAAAGUGAGCCACAAUGGCAAGCUUACCAUACCGAAUUUGUCCGAGGAGAACAAUCUGGAGGAUGUGGAAAUAACGGUUACCAUUGACGAGUCUAACAACGAGUCGGAGACACUCAAACAAUUCAUGUACAAUGUGGGUCGUGAGCAAAUUCGCAAACAGCUGGGCGUAUACAUCAAGGAACUAAAGGAGGAGUAUUCAAAGAACUUGAUACUACCAAAAAAGGAUGCCAAUAGCAGUGAUUCCACAGCAGUCGAGGCUAAGGAUGCCAACAACGCUAAGAUUGCGGUACAGAAGCCUGCGUCGCAGGUCGCCACGGCUGGCGCGGCCAUUUCCUCCUCCAAUAACAAUACAACGAGCAGGCCCGUGGGUUGCAAGCUGGACGUACGCUCGCUCACCAUGACCGAGGAGUUCCAUUGCAAUGCCAAUGAUCUGUACAAUGCACUAACAAAGGCCGAAAUGGUCACUGCAUUUACGCGUGCGCCCGCCAAAGUGGACGCCGUACGCGGCGGCGAAUUUGUACUCUACGGCGGCAACGUGCAUGGCAAGUUCGAAGAGCUGGUGCCCGAGAAGAAGAUACAACAAAGCUGGCGUCUGAAAAACUGGGCUUCUGGCCACUAUUCGAAUGUGAUCAUUGAACUGGAGGAAACUUCGUCGACCACGAAGUUGACGCUUAAUCAGACUGGUAUUCCCGCCUCCGAGUACACAGGGAUGAAGUCAAACUGGUAUCGAUACUACUGGGUCAGCAUAAAGCAGACGUUCGGCUUCGGGGCCUCCUGGCCACUGGGCCAGUCCUAAAUGCUAAUCAUUCGAGUUCAAUUCAAACGCGCUGCAAAUUGAUUUUCACCAUCUUUUUAGCUAUAAUUUCUGCGCGGCUGCUUGCCGACAGCACUCUGUUAACACUUAAAUAUGCUAUUUAAUUAAAUAUAUAUAGACGGAUACACUGUUCGACAGUAGCAUCAGCAUCAGCAUCAGCAGCAGUAACAAUACAACAAAUUAUGUCAUUUAGUCAUGUUCAAGCUAAGGCACACACUCGACAUGGACACAUAACUUGUAAAUGGCGAAAUAAACGAAACAUCU